Molecule: messenger RNA, 7535 nt
Organism: Poecile atricapillus (Black-capped chickadee)
Lineage: Eukaryota; Metazoa; Chordata; Aves; Passeriformes; Paridae
Gene: CYBB
Product: cytochrome b-245 heavy chain
Exons: 13
Coding region: 83-1795 (570 amino acids)
Biological process (GO): superoxide anion generation; defense response
Cellular component (GO): plasma membrane; NADPH oxidase complex
Molecular function (GO): superoxide-generating NAD(P)H oxidase activity
Source: RefSeq, a predicted model, not a curated record
UGCUCUCACUUCCUCAUGAGAGAAGACGCAGAGGCUGUCCCAGAGAGAGCGGGGCUGUUGUGCACACACAUCUCAGGCAGCCAUGGGGAACUGGGUGGAGAAUGAAGGACUGUCCAUCUUUGUCGUUCUUGUUUGGCUGGGUUUAAAUGUCUUCCUCUUUUGGUGGUACUAUCUUGUGUAUGAUGUCCCACCAAAAUUCUUCUACACCAGAGUGCUUCUUGGCCGUGCUCUGGCUCUUGCAAGAGCCCCUGCAGCCUGCCUGAAUUUCAAUUGCAUGCUGAUUCUGCUGCCAGUAUGUCGAAACCUGCUCUCCUUCCUCAGAGGAUCAAGUGCGUGCUGCUCUACCCGUAUCAGACGACAGCUGGACAGAAACCUCACCUUUCACAAAAUGGUGGCCUGGAUGAUCGCCCUUCACACUGCAAUUCACACCAUUGCACACUUAUUCAACGUUGAGUGGAGUGUGCAAGCCCGUGUUGAAGAGAAAGGCACUCUGGCAGCUGUGCUUUCUGGCCUUGGAGACAAACCAAAUGAAAGCUAUAUCAACUUUUUCAGACAAACCAUUGCGAAUCCCAUUGGGGGCCUCUAUGUGGCCUUCACAUACUUGGCUGGCAUCACUGGAGUUGUCAUCACACUGGCCCUCAUCCUCAUCAUCACCUCAUCCACCAAAACCAUCCGGAGAUCAUACUUUGAACUAUUUUGGUACACCCACCAUCUCUUUGUCAUCUUCUUUAUUGGCCUUGUCAUCCAUGGUGCUGGUCGUAUUGUACGGGGACAGACAGCUGAAAGUCUGGCUGAACAUAACCCAGAGAUUUGCUACAAGAACUUCAGUCACUGGGGCAAGAGCAAGGCUUGCCCAAUCCCCCAGUUUUCAGGGAAUCCUCCUAUGACAUGGAAGUGGGUGGUAGGUCCCAUGUUUCUGUACCUGUGUGAGCGGCUGGUGCGGUUUUGGAGGUCACAGCAGAAGGUUGUUAUCACAAAGGUGGUCAUUCAUCCCUUCAAGACAAUUGAGCUCCAGAUGAUGAAAAAAGGCUUCAAGAUGGAGGUUGGACAAUACAUUUUUGUCAAAUGUCCAGCAGUGUCUAAACUGGAAUGGCAUCCAUUUACACUGACUUCUGCUCCAGAGGAGGAUUACUUCAGCAUUCACGUCCGUAUCGUAGGAGACUGGACAGAGGGCUUGUUCAAUGCCUGUGGGUGUGAUAAACAAGAAUUCCAGGAGGCAUGGAAGUUGCCCAAGAUAGCUGUGGAUGGCCCCUUUGGAACAGCCAGUGAGGAUGUGUUCAGUUAUGAAACUGUGAUGCUGGUUGGAGCUGGAAUAGGGGUCACCCCCUUUGCAUCUGUCCUCAAGUCUGUCUGGUACAAAUACUGUCAUGAUGCCACCAACCUAAAGCUCAAGAAGAUUUAUUUUUACUGGCUUUGCAGGGACACUCAUGCCUUUGAAUGGUUUGCUGACCUCUUGCAAUCUCUGGAGGCUCAAAUGCAGGAGAGGAAUAACGCAGAGUUUCUGAGUUAUAACAUCUACCUUACAGGCUGGGAUGAAACUCAGGCCACUCACUUUGUAGUGCACCAUGAAGAAGAGAAAGAUGUGAUUACAGGACUGAAACAGAAAACCUUGUAUGGAAGACCUAACUGGGAAAAUGAAUUCAAAACAAUUGCGGGGAAGCAUCCUGGCUCCAGAAUAGGUGUUUUUCUCUGUGGCCCCGAGGGCUUGGCUGACACACUCAACAAGCAGAGCAUCAGCAACUCAGAAGCUGAUCCACGAGGAGUACACUUCAUUUUUAACAAAGAAAAUUUCUAACUCCCAAGCAUGUGGGAGUCAUUAAAUGCAGUCUAAAGACCAAGUCUGUUUCUCUGUUUGGAGUGUGGGAAAGACAGCCCAGCUUCUAAAUUUCAGCUACACUAACGCAGUUCCCUUUGCUUCUUGGGAAUUAUUUGGGCUCUGUGGUAGAGUAAAAGAGUUAAGUUUUACUUAGGGAAGUUUUCACUGCCCUCCAUGUGCUGGUUAUUUAGUAGAAAUCUGUUUUCUUUGUCUGUGUGAGGGGAUUUCCCCCUCAAUUAACUGCCUUUAUCCUCCUGUUAUUUGCCAUCACUGCUGAAGAGUGGAGGCUGCCAUUUGCUUUUGGGAGCCAAUUCACACUCAUAAAGCUUAGUGCUAUUAAACAAUAAAGCAUUCUAGCAUAAUGCUUUUAUUAGGAGGCAGCUUAUCCUGACUGCAGCCAGUCCCUGGAACAAGGGGAGCUGGAAAAGGGUGACUGGGAAAGUUAGUUCCAUAGGAGAGGAAAACUCCUUUGCUCACCAACACCUUCCAGGCUUCCAACAGAAGCCUUAAACAUCCUCUCCAAGAGAGAUCACAUGCAGCUGAAAAGAAGCUGCUUCUUCUCAGGAAAGUGAAGAAGUGAAAAGGAACCACCCGGGCUUCUGAGAGCCGCCCCAGCUGCCAAGGGAUGCCAAGGACGGGUCCAAUCCAAGUCCCGCACCUGACGCGUGAGUCACUGCUCGGCUGCUUUGAGCACCUCCGCUUUCACAUCUUCAGCCUCACAGCACAGGGAUCCACGCCAGAAGAGGUUUUGUGUUUUCAAGACUGCCAUUUCUGGUUCUGAAGGCUGACAAAAGUGGUUGCUGAAUGAUUUAAUGGGUACUUUCUGAAGCAGUCUUAGAUGCAAACAGUGCCUUUGGCCCUAUUGCUCGGCUGUUCCUCUGUGAUGGUGAAACAGGCUUUGAGAAAGCAAUGGUCACUUUAUUCACAGUUAUGGAAUAGCUGUGGGUAAAGUUUCUGAUGUGCACAAGACUCCCACACACAGCACAGUGCCUCUGUGUGGACACUACAGGUAGCAGGCUCCUAAAAAACAAAAAACUUUUAAUGCUGGCAAGAGAGGAAAAAAAAAAUAAAGCCAACACCAUAGGAAAAAUAAUUUAAAAAACAAGUGUAAAAACCCUUGAAAAGCCACAGUUUGGUAUACCACAUCUUUUGUUCAUCCUGGUUGCCUGCUUAGUGACUUUUAAACUCCACAGCUGUCUCCUGCAUAGCACAAGACCUUCCUGGCAGGUUCUUGCAACCACAGAAGAAAGCUGUGAUCUCCUUCUGCAAUUUCAGACAACUUUGUGCAGCCAUCUGGUUGCAUGUAGCAUAUUUUACACUUUAUCUUGCCAGACAGGAUAUGUGUUCUCCCUUUACAGCAUUUUAAAAUGUUAUCCAGGCUCUGAAUGCUAUUUUAGAAAGACAGCCUACCAGCUCCUAUUUAUUAAUAUCAGUUAUCAAGGAGUGUUGGCAAAGAUCAACUCUUGGUGAGGAAUUUUACAGUUCUUUCCCUCAGAAGGGCCAUAUUCAAAUCCACAUAAUUCUGUGUGAAACACACCAAUUAAAUCAUAACAGAACAUAAGUAAUACUAAAGGAACUUCUUUUGUGGAGAAAAUAUUGCUACUGUAAUACAAUGAGGGUCUCAUCCUGUGCAAAGAGCACUGAAAUAUUUGCCCUUGAUUUUAAUGGAAAUGUGAUCAGGCUUUUAUAAAGUGGGUAAAGAGGAAUUGCAAGGGGUGGAGAUAUGGAGACAGCAUAUUUUUCAUCAGAAGAGUCAUGGUGGGGUGUAUUCUAAUUCACCAUUAAUAUUCUAUACAUUGCCAUGUUUUUCUUAAAACAUCAUGGAUCUUUCUUUAUUCAGUCAGUUGCAGUGGCAUUCUCUGACCAGCUGCACACUUGUAUCAGGACUUAUUUGUCACCUUGAACUCAGAAAUAGUAAUUCUGUGUUUAUUAAUAAAUCAUUGUCUUCCUAAAACAUAUGAAAGAAUAAGUGAGAGUUUCUCAGUUUAUUUCAGAAUAUAUCCUGAUAAAAUAACAAACCAUGCUCAAUCAGCCAUGGUCUGAAUAUGAAUAUUUUCUUAAAUCUAGGAUACAUGAAUUAAAUACAAAUAUAAGAAACAAACUAGUUUGAGUCCUAAGGGCAGUGAGCUACAGGUGAGCUUCAAGGACACUCCUUUUUUGUAACCAAAUACCACUGCUUGCAAUCUGACUAUUGCUAUGGGCUGGGGCUCUGGCUGAAAAAUUCCUCCUUCUGUGUAUUACAAAGUGUACUAAAGUCUGAUCUCUGCUUCAGUGCCAAAAAAUUCCCUACUCAAAUAACAAAUGUUCUACUGAGGGCAAGAAAAGACAGUACUGUUUCAGCUAAUGGAAGCAAUUAGGAGUUCAGUUCAAAGUUCACUUAUGGCCUCAGCAUAGGAUGUUUUCCUUCCCUUCUUAUUUAAUAUUUUCUCUGUCUUCCCAUAUGUAGUCAUCUGAAGUAAGCAAUUAGUUAAUUCAUCAAUAUCCUCACUCUCCAGUCCACUGUAGUCAGCCUUACACUUAAAGACUGUGACCCUCUGGGGUGCUGGGCAGCCCUGGCCCCCACUGGCCAAACCUUUUCUUUGGGAACUGGAAGGGGGCUUUGGGGAGGACAUGGAACUGGGCCAUACUCAGAAGCUGUAUUCAAGCAAGAAUUCAAUAUGACUGGGUCUCAUCUAGCCCCACUUCCCUCUCUGCUCUCUACUGGCCAAAUGUAAAUGUGGGAAAAUUAAAUUCAAGUUUUCCUAAAUUUCAGGCUACAAAAAAAGUGCUACUGUGUCUGUUCACCAUCAUGGUGGGAAACCACCCCAGUUGCAAAAUAGGGUUCUUCCUCUUCAAAGUCUUGUAAGACUUUCCCUGCUGGGUGGGGAUUUUCUGCAUUUCAGUUCUCAGAUGGUGGGUUAAACUAAAUUAGAAAUUAAAAAAAAACCAACAAAAACUAACAAAAAGCUGCCUGUGAAACGUAAGAUAUUUUUGAACAAAAAAACAAUGUUUGGGUCUCAUUAUGGCACUUUCUCUGAGGAAUUCUGCUCCAUUCUGGAGUGCUCUUAGCAAUUAAGGUUGACUGCUUAUAUUCUUUCAUGUUUCAAUGAGUCCCUGGUAGAAUUCAGAGCAAAGUGUCUGAACAUAUAAUUAUAUAUGCUCAAAGGAAUUUAGGAGCAUGUAUUAAGAUGCUACAGUUGUAAAGGUUGGCAGGGCCAAGAUCCUCAUGCCUGACUGUGUAAAACAGCAUCAGUUGCACAGACACAAGCCAGAGCAGUUACUUGUCAUGAACCAGACAUUCAGUUUUGCACUUGGUACAAACAUUAACAACCUACUGCUCUCAUUUACAUUCACCACACAAAAACCAGCCCAGGCUAACAGUAAAAUUAAUCACAGUGGAGUGGAAAAUUUUUGAAAGACUUGCUGAAAGAUUACAAAUGAUUUCCAGUCCCAUUCUGCACCUCUGCUGGCCCCAAUCCCUCCCCUUCUUCUGGUGCUCUUCUGCUUGGCAGACUGGUGACUUUCUGCCCAGAGAGCUACCACUGAUUUCUCUCUACUUUCAUCUACUGCUACUGAUUGCCCCAGCUUCACUUGCCCAUUCACUUCCUUCCUUCUCCCAAUCUCUGCAAAUUUCCUCUAAAUCUCCAACUCCUAUGGUGUUUUUACCAAUGUUUUCAGGGCUUGUGCCCAAUGCAAGUUCAGGGAGAGGGACGAGGACUUCACCCUGAGCUCCAGCCACUGGAGUGCACAUCUCACAAAACAUGGCUCUGCUGCCACCUCCCCUGUCACUACAAACAGACCAGGCUAGAAGCCACCUCUGGAUUGACAAACCAGACUGUUUUGGACCUCUAUAAUAUUUUCUUCAUCUUCUUAAUGGUCUUAAUGUUAAAUUCUAAAUGAAAUAAAUUUAUGAGCUGCUCUGUUCUAGAUUUUUGGCAUGUAUGAAUCAGUUUUUAUACAUUUAUCAUGUAAAAAAAACCCUGCAUUUGACCUAUAUUUCAUUUUGAUUGUUCAGAAAUGAGAGACAUGGCCAAAAAGAACCUCACUGCCCCCAAAAUACAGAGCUGCAUUGCAAAUCAUCAUCAUCAUAGAUGGAGGAAGGAAAGCCCAGUGAAGGGAACAUCAGAUCAUCUGUGUUGCUUGGAAGUGAUGUUUUCUUAUUCUGGAAUCAAUCUACAGAAAAGUGUCCUGAAAAUAACUGUUUACUUGAAUUUAUUUUAUACUUGUAAAUCAACUGGGUUUAAGACCAGAAAAUAUGCAAAUACCAUUCACCCUAAGAUUUUUGACCUUUGGAAAGAAUGAAUUGCAGAAACAUGUUUGGCCAAGUAAUUUCUGAAGUGUGGAUGCUUCCUAUGUUGCUUUUGCCUUUAAACUCACACCCAUGAGUUAGACUGGGCCACACAAAGGUCUGGGAUCUGCACUGUGGCUCUGUAAGAUUCUCUUUGAAUGAUUGAGAGCACUGAGAAAAUUCAGGUGGAGUUUUCCUGGCUGCAGAAAUGGCAUAAGGAAGAGCUGGAACAAGGCAAUUGAUGUAAUUUCCUUGCAGUUAGGCCAAAAUGUAGCUGUCAGUACCAGUGUAAAUAGCAGGGCAUUUUAGCACAGAAAAUGUCCAAUUUUGUAUCACAGACUCUUUGCCUCUAUAGACCAAAGAGUUUCCUACUCUGCAAUGCCAUGGAGCCAGGGCACAAGGGAAUAUCCCUGCAGGACAACCCAAGGCUGCACUAGUUUCCAUGAACAGUUAAUGAAGGUAAUUGCUGCUGAGGUUUUAUCACCCUCUCUGCUUUUUUCUCAUGCUUCCCUUUCAUCUGAGGCAACCAGUGCUAGCUCAAGCCUCUUUUCAGGUGGUGAAUUCACUCAAGCCCUCUGAAACCUUACCCUUGCUCAGACAGCAGAAGGGAAAUAAUCAACAAAGACUGAAAACCAAUUGUGAGAAACAGUUUCUAAAGCAAAUUCCCCCGAGGAGACAGAAAAAGAACCCUGUAGAUUGUGAGCAGCCAUCUUCUGACUCAAAAUUAUGAAUGUUCCUCUCAACAACUGUUAGCAAUUCAUGCAAUACUCUCACUGUAAUAGGGCUGCAAAUGUUUAAGUUAAUAUGUGGAUCACUGUCCUUCACUCUUGUCCAUCUCACAUGCACAACUUUGAUAGCAAAGACCUACAAACCAAAGGAAAUUAUGACAAAAACAGUGUGUAAAGGACAGCAACACGAGUUGGAGUGAAAUUCUGCUUGCAGAGGACUUACUGAUGCUCAGUGUCCCAGUAUUAGCUCGUAUUCACUUUACAGGAAACCUCUGAGGGUUAUAGUCUCUGGCAGCUGUUGCUGCACCUGGGAGGGAGCCAUUUCCAUGCCAUUUCACCCCUCUGAGGCAGGCAGCUGAGUCUGUGUUGCAGAGCCAGGGAAUCUUGCAUCAGUUAGUGGUUGUUGUUAGUUUAAUGGAUGUCCCAUUGCCUGUAUUUGCAUUAAUCUGUCAGAUGAUCAGCUGGUACCACUGUAAAAGCCAUCACAUUGAAUCAACUGACUGCAGGGUUGUUGUGCAGCCUCACACCACUGCCUGGGGCAUUCCAGCAGCUUUUCCCCAAGCAAACACUCUGAAACCCCCAAGCUUUCCACCUGGGUAACCACAGUGAUGUGAGUGUUGGCCUGAGCAUUGCAGUACAGAACUUAUACAUCAAUGUGUAUUUACAGCAUUUCCCACUGUUCUUUGUUUGUAGCCUGCAAAAAGACAAUAUCCUAUUAAAGCCC